AUGAGGGAUGAGGAUGAAGACUUUCCCCCAGUGAGUGUGCGCCAGGGGAGGGAUUUCCGGUCUCAUCGCCUAGCGCUCCAUUUGCUUAGCGCGUCCGUUGGAGCAGAGUACGCUACCCGGGAAACGCUGUGCUCCGUCGGGCAGAAUCCGAUGGCUGCGGCGGUGCUGCGGGACCCACCUCAGGGCGGUGUGACCUUCCCAGAUGUUGCUGUGCGCUUCUCCCAGAGGGAAUGGAGGCUGCUUGAUGAGACUCAGAGACGCCUGUAUCUGGACGUGAUGCUGGAGAACUACACACUUAGAUUGCACAAUGGAGAGAAUAGUUCUGUGUGCAGUGACUGUGCAGAGUCUUUUUACCACAGCUUUGUGUUCAUUGGACAUAAGAGAGUAUUUUCUGGAGAGCGUCCUUAUAGGUGUAGUGACUGUGUGAAAUCUUUUACAUGUAGAUCUGCCCUCAUUUAUCAUACGAGCUCUCACACAGGAGAAAGGCCUUAUGAGUGCAGUGAAUGUGGGAAAUCCUUUACCACUAACUGCAUCCUCCGAUCUCAUCAGAGAUCUCACACUGGAGAAAAGCCUUAUAAAUGCAGUGAAUGUGGAAAAUGCUUCACCUCUAACUUCAACCUCCAUAAUCAUCAGAGAUCUCACACAGGAGAAAAGCCUUAUAAAUGCUAUGAAUGUGAGAAAUCUUUUACCUCUAUCAAUGCUUUCCAGUAUCAUCAGAUAUCUCACACUGAAGAAAAGCCUUAUAAAUGCUAUGAAUGUGAGAAAUCUUUUACCUCUAUCAAUGCUUUCCAGUAUCAUCAGAUAUCUCACACUGAAGAAAAGCCUUAUAAAUGCAGUGAAUGUGGAAAAUGCUUCACCUCUAACUUCAACCUCCAUGAUCAUCAGAUAUCUCACACUGAAGAAAAGCCUUAUAAAUGCUAUGAAUGUGAGAAAUCUUUUACCUCUAUCAAUGCUUUCCAGUAUCAUCAGAUAUCUCACACUGAAGAAAAGCCUUAUAAAUGCAGUGAAUGUGGAAAAUGCUUCACCUCUAACUUCAACCUCCAUGAUCAUCAGAGAUCUCACACAGGAGAAAAGCCUUAUAAAUGCUAUGAAUGUGGGAAAUCUUAUACCUCUAGCAAUGGUUUCCAAUAUCAUCGGAUAUCUCACACAGGAGAAAAGCCUUAUAAAUGCAGUGAAUGUGGGAAAUCUUUCACCUCUACCAGCGCUCUCCAAUAUCAUCAGAGAUCUCACACUGGAGAAAAGCCUUACAAAUGCAGUGAAUGUGGAAAAUGCUUCACCUCUAACUUGAACCUCCGUAAUCAUCAGAGAUCUCACACAGGAGAAAAGCCUUAUAAAUGCUAUGAAUGUGGGAAAUCUUAUACCUCUAACAAUGGUUUCCAGUAUCAUCGGAUAUCUCACACAGGAGAAAAGCCUUAUAAAUGCAGUGAAUGUGGGAAAUCUUUCACCUCUACCAGCGCUCUCCAAUAUCAUCAGAGAUCUCACACUGGAGAAAGGCCUUACAAAUGCAGUGAAUGUGGGAAAUCUUUUAUGUCUAGAUCCUCAUUUAUUUGUCAUAAUAGAACUCACACAGGAGAAAGACCUUAUGAGUGCAAUGAAUGCAAGAAAACCUUUACUACUAUCAGUUCUCUCCGUAAUCAUCAGAGAGUUCAUUCUGGAGAAAGACCUCAUGAGUGCAGUGAAUGUGGGAAAUCUUUCAUGUCUAGGUCAGCCCUCAAGCGUCAUCAGAAAUCACAUGCAAGUGAAAGGCCUUUUGAGUGUAGUGAAUGUGGGAAAUCCUUUAUCUUUAGAAGUACCUUAAUUAAACACCAGAGAGUUCACACAGGGGAAAGUGCUUACAUGUGUACUGAGUGUGGGAAAUCUUACAUUAGUAAGUAUAGGCUUAUUGAACACCAGAGUAUUCACAAAGGUGAAAGGCGUUAUGAAUGCAGGGAAUGUGGAAAAUCUUUUAACUUUAACUCUGCCUUGUACUAUCAUAAGAAAACUCACACUGGAGAAAAGCCUUACAAAUGCAUUGAAUGUGGAAAAUCUUUUAUUACUAAUUACCUCCUCCGUAUACAUCAGAGAGCCCACACUGGAGAAAAGCCUUUUGAGUGCAGUGAAUGUGGGAAAUCUUAUACCCUUAGUUACCACCUUCGUUGUCAUCUUAGAAUUCAUACUGGGGAAAGGCCUUACAAAUGCACCAAAUGUGGGAAAUCUUUUACCACUGGUUACCAGCUCCGUAUACAUCUGAGAAGUCACACUGGAGAAAAGCCUUAUGAGUGCAGUGAAUGUGGAAGAUCCUUUAGCAGCAAAUCUGGCCUUCAUUAUCAUCAGAGUGCUCACACUGGAGAAAGGCCUUAUGAGUGUGGUGACUGUGGGAAAACCUUUGUCCAGAGAUAUCAUCUCAUUAUACACCAGAGAGCUCACACUGGAGAAAGGCCUUAUGAGUGCACUGAAUGUGGGAAAUCUUUCACUCAUGGCAGCAGCCUCUAUUAUCAUCAGAGAGUUCACCGUGGAGAAAGGCCUUUUAAAUGUAGUGAAUGUGGGAAAUCUUUUAUUAACACCACUAAACUGCACUCUCAUAAGAAAGCUCACACUGGAGAAAGGCCUUAG
Molecule: messenger RNA, 2592 nt
Organism: Budorcas taxicolor (takin)
Lineage: Eukaryota; Metazoa; Chordata; Mammalia; Artiodactyla; Bovidae
Product: oocyte zinc finger protein XlCOF6-like
Exons: 5
Coding region: 1-2592 (863 amino acids)
Biological process (GO): regulation of DNA-templated transcription
Molecular function (GO): DNA-binding transcription factor activity, RNA polymerase II-specific; RNA polymerase II cis-regulatory region sequence-specific DNA binding
Source: RefSeq, a predicted model, not a curated record